AUGACUGUUAAGUACAAACAAGUGGAACAGUACAUGUCCUUCCACAAACUUCCAGCUGAGAUGCGCCAGAGAAUCCAUGACUACUAUGAACAUCGGUACCAGGGCAAAAUGUUUGAUGAGGACAGCAUCCUUGGGGAGCUGAACGAGCCUCUGCGAGAGGAGAUCGUCAACUUCAACUGUCGCAAACUGGUGGCCUCCAUGCCGCUCUUUGCCAACGCCGACCCCAAUUUUGUCACAGCCAUGCUCACCAAACUGAGAUUCGAAGUCUUUCAGCCAGGGGACUACAUCAUCAGGGAAGGCACCAUUGGGAAGAAGAUGUACUUCAUUCAACAUGGGGUGGUCAGUGUCCUCACCAAAGGCAACAAAGAGAUGAAGCUUUCAGAUGGAUCCUAUUUUGGAGAGAUUUGCCUCCUGACCAGAGGGCGUCGAACUGCGAGUGUCCGCGCGGAUACCUAUUGCCGCUUGUAUUCCCUCUCAGUGGACAAUUUUAAUGAGGUCCUAGAGGAAUACCCCAUGAUGAGGCGGGCGUUCGAAACCGUUGCUCUGGAUCGGCUGGAUCGCAUUGGGAAGAAGAACUCCAUUCUCCUGCACAAGGUGCAGCACGACCUCAAUUCAGGCGUCUUCAACAACCAGGAGAACGAGAUCAUCCAGGAGAUCGUCAAGUACGACCGGGAGAUGGUUCAACAGGCCGAGUUCCAACAGCAAAACCCCAUGUAUACCCCAGUUCAGCCACAGGUCACCUCAGCGAUCGCCACCCUCCAGCAGGCCGUGGCGAUGAGCUUCUGCCCGCAGAUGGGCAACCCGCUGACUGGCCCAGUCAGCCUCGGGUCCCCUCGGAUGGUCCGCCGGCUCCAGUACCAAGGAGGUCUCCCCGGGGCCUUCGCCAUCUCGCCAGCCUUGCUCCAGCAGCAUCACCAACAGCAGCAGCUGAACCUACAACAACAGCAGCAACAACAACAACUGGGUGGCCCGAUGUUCCAGAACAUGCCGCGGGCCCCGCAGCCGAACGUCCCACUCCAGCAGCAGCCCCCACCUCCCCAGCCUCCAAUGGCCGCUUCCGCUGGCCCUUUCCACUCCGUAGUGUCCAGCCCCUCUUCCCAGAGCCCUCACGCCAGCCGGACGUUCCCAUACGGGGGUGCCAAGGGUCAGUCGGGGUCCCAGCUCUCGCUAACUCAGCAGAAGCCGCCCGGGUCGCCGCAGCGGCUGGCGGCUCACAAGAGCACCCAGGCUCUUCACACAAGCAGUCUCAGCCAGGAGACUCGGCCUCUUUCGGCCUCCCAGCCCUCCCUCCCCCACGGCGUCUCUCAAACGCCGAGCCAGAGCCCGUCGUCUUCGGCUCACGAGUCCAACGCUUCGAUCGCCGCAGGGCAGGGGGCCUCGCCGUCAUCGGCCGCCAUUUCGACCCAGAAUGCCGGUAACACACCACCAGCUGCGCCGCGGCUGGCGCCCCGGGCACCCCACCAGAUGACCAUGGCUGCCGCGUACCCUGGGACAGCUGCCUCGGGCAUUCAACAGGACCCGGGUAGUACCCGCAAGGAUUCCAUCAUUAGCGCCCCCGAUACGGACUCAGCAAAGUCUAGGCUUCCGUCCAAUUUGUGACCCUCGAUUUAACCUGCAGGUGGGGGUGUCUGGUAGAGCUGGGAGGGUAGGGAAAACCCCCCCCUCGCCCUAGCUGUGGGGCAGCAUGAACUGGCAAGGGGGCAGUUCUGCGGCACCCCUCUUGGCUCUCUUUCUGUCAUGCUGACCAUCACUUGCUCUGCGGGGAAGGAGCGCCCCAGAUCCGCGCAGUCGUGUGCUUAGCCAGGUGGGGCUGGGGCACAUGGGAUCCGGGGUCAGGGAAGCUCGGCGGGACUUCUGCUCUGCAGGAGGAGUGAUGCGUGUGGAGUGGGUUUUUUUUUUCCUAGCCAGGAGACAGGGUGUGCCAGGGAUGAAGGAGCCGCCCGUCCCAUCCUCUUCCUCACCAAAGUUUGGCUCCUGUCUGGCUGUCAUCUCCAUCCCGCCUCGCCCUGCUGUGUCCAUUCCGUGGAAAGCCAUAUCUAGAUUCUCAUGCAAUUUAAUCCAGUGUGUGUAAAAUAUAUACAUACUUAUAGAUAUAAAUAUAUAUAUAUAUAUAUAUACAUAUAUAUAAAAUACCGAGAGAGAAAUUAUAUAUAUAUUUAGGAGUUAAACCGCAUACGCAAUGCCUUAUACGCCACGCUCCGUGCUGAACCCAAAGGGGAAGAGAGACCUGUUGAGGAGACCUUGAGGAACAACGUUGUGAAUUCUUUUUUCAGGCCAACUUUUGCUUAUCCCUAGAAGAGUGUUUUUUAACCUUGGUUGCUUUAACCCGUGUGGACUUCAACUCCCAGAAUUCCCCAGCCAGCAUAGGGAAGUCAGCAGGCGGAAUUCUAGGAACUGAAGUCCACAAAUGCUACCGUGUUUCCCUGAAAAUAAGACAGGGUCUUAUUUUCUUUU
Molecule: messenger RNA, 2454 nt
Organism: Thamnophis sirtalis
Lineage: Eukaryota; Metazoa; Chordata; Lepidosauria; Squamata; Natricidae
Source: RefSeq, a predicted model, not a curated record